UGUUGGGUGGAAACCGAAACCGGGAAAACAGUGGUAGAACCUUAGAAGGAUGCUAAACAACGCCACUCACCAUCUUUCUCGAAUCCUUCUUCUUCUCCAACUCCCAAAAAAAAAGCACCAAACCAUCACCCCAACCACCAGAAGAAGAAGAAGAAGAAGAAGAAGAAGCCUCACUUCCUCCUCCUCAUCCUCUUCAGCAUCGCCACCCAUGCAAAUGCAAACUCCUUCCACUGGAGAACAACAAGAUGACGACGAUAACAACAUUAAGAAAAGCAUAUACCACUACCACACUGUAACCAAACACUCAUACCCAUCUUCCUACGCCCCCGGACCUCACAACCUCGAUUGGUCCAACCAACCAAACCCUUUCCUCCGCUUCCUUUCCUCUCCAUCCAUCUCUCUUCCUCAUCCUUCUUCUCCUUCUCCUUCUCCUCACUAUCCUCUUCUCUUCUCUUCCUCCUUUCCAUCCCCACCCCUCCCCUUCUCCAUCCUUUCCCUUUCUUAUCUCCUCUUCCACUCCCUCUCCCUCUCCGCCUGGAAAUCCACCUCCUUUUCUACCUGGUCCCUCCGUGUCAACCCCUCCAGCGGCAACCUCCAUCCCACCGAAUCCCACCUCAUUUCCCCCUCCCUUCCCCCUUCUCAUCCCCCUUUCAUUGCCCAUUACUCCCCCAAGGAUCACUCCCUCCAACUCCGCUCCUUCCUCCCUUCUCCCCUCGUUCCCAACUCCCUCCUCCUCGCCUUCUCUUCCGUCCUCUGGCGCGAAGCCUGGAAGUAUGGCGAGCGUGCCUUCCGCUACUGCAACCACGACGUCGGCCACGCCAUCGCUGCCGCUGCCAUCUCCGCCGCCUCCCUUGGCUGGGACUCUCGCCUCCUCGACUCUCUCUCCCACUCCGACCUCGAUUCCCUCCUCGCUAUCAAGGCUACCUACCCGCCUCCUCCUCCUCAGUUCCCUGACCGCCCCGUCCGCGGACGGUUCCCUUGGAUCGAGGCCCAGCAUCCUGACUGCGUCCUUGCUCUCUUUCCUUUUGGUUCGGAUGUUUCUAUUGAUUACUCCGCUCUCCGGGAUGCUAUCUCGAGGCUUUCGGAUCUUGAGUGGCUUGGCAAGCCGGCUCCCCUCAGCAAAGACCAUGUUUGCUGGGAUCUUAUCUACAAGACUGCGGAGGCCGUCAAGAAGCCUUACACUCCCUCUGAUGGAUUCUCCGUCAAUCCUUUCCGCCCCAGCGGGCUGAUAUCCAAGGCUUUGUACAAGGAUUUCACUGUUUGGGAUGUGGUCAGGAAGCGGAGGAGUGCUGUGGAUAUGGACGGGGUUCAUGUGAUGGAAAGGGAUACUUUCUACCAGAUUUUGUUGCAUUGUCUUCCCUCUGGAGAGCUCGGGCCAGAGGAGAAGCAGGGGAAGCAAUUUGCAUUGCCGUUCAGGGUCUUGACUUGGGAUGCUGAGGUGCAUGCAGUGUUGUUUGUGCAUAGUGUGGCUGGCUUGCCGCGGGGAUUGUAUUUCCUCGUAAGAAAUGAAGAUCAUUUUGAGAGUCUCAAGCGAGCUAUGAGGCAGGAGUUUGAGUGGGAUAGACCAACAGGCUGCCCUGCUGGAUUACCACUCUAUAGACUUGCCAAGGGUGAUUGUCAGGAGCUCGCCAAGCAGUUGUCUUGCCAUCAGGAAAUCGCCUCUGAUGGAUGCUUCAGCUUGGGCAUGGUAGCUCGCUUUGAUCCGGUAUUGCGUGAAAAGGGUGCUUGGAUGUAUCCUCGUUUGUUCUGGGAGUCUGGUGUUCUUGGUCAAGUUUUGUACCUUGAAGCGCAUGCAGUUGGCAUAUCUGCCACUGGAAUCGGUUGCUACUUUGAUGAUGCAGUGCAUCAAAUUCUUGGACUGGAUGGGUUAGAGUUCCAGAGCCUUUAUCAUUUCACCAUUGGAAGCCCUGUGCUGGACAAAAGAAUAAUGAGUCUACCUGCGUAUCCAGGUCCAGAUAUUGAUGCAUAAUUUUCUCAGGAUACAUAUCCACAAACAUAGUGUCUACAGGUAUACAUAAACCUACCCUUCUCUUUGCAUAUACUACAAAUGCUUAGCGCCGGGUUGUUUUCUUCUUACUAGCGUGUAGGAUGUCAUAUUUUUUCCAUGCAGUGAGAUGAAAGUUGUCCUCAUGUUAAUGUAUAUUGACAUUUCCAGAGUGCUGUUUUGUAGGUUAUAUCAUAUACUGGGUGUCAUUUCUUUC
Molecule: messenger RNA, 2201 nt
Organism: Dioscorea cayenensis subsp. rotundata (Guinea yam)
Lineage: Eukaryota; Viridiplantae; Streptophyta; Magnoliopsida; Dioscoreales; Dioscoreaceae
Exons: 3
Coding region: 50-1969 (639 amino acids)
Molecular function (GO): oxidoreductase activity
Source: RefSeq, a predicted model, not a curated record